GUUCGGCAGCAGUUCGAACUGCUGAGGCAGGAGUUCGCGGCGCAGAUGAGCCAGGCCGCCGACGAGAUGAGGAGGCUGGAGAGCGAGAAUCAUCGGCUUCAGCAGCAAGUGGCGGGAGGCCUCGCGGCAAUCCCGCAGGCGAUCGAGCGGAUGGGCGAGCAGAUCCGAGGCGCAUCGAGCAUGGGCACAGCCGCUCACGGUCUCGUCGACACGAAAGGGAUUGGCAAGCCCACGACGAUGGGCGACGACCAGGAGAAGUUCGGCGCCUGGAACCGCAAGAUGGAGAACUACGUGAUCGGCGUGUACGGGGAGAGUUUUCGUCCCGUUCUUCGGUGGGCUGCAGAAGCCGAACGCCCCGUGACGAUCGCAGGGGCUCAAGCGGCGCACGAUGGAGUGCCAGAGCUGGAGACAAAGGUCAACCAGCUGUACGCGGCGCUGAUCAGCACGACCGCGGACGGGAGCGAGAGCAACGACCUCGUGACUGGCGCUCCCGAUGGGAACGGUCUCGAAGCCUGGCGGAAGCUCCACCGCAGGUGGGAUCCGACGACAGGUCCGAGAAAGAGGCUGAUCCUGAGGUCGAUCAUCUCGCCUCCGAAGUGCAGCGCGGACGAGCUGGGAUCCGCCUUAGAGAAGUGGAUCCAGCAGAUAGGGAGGUACGAACGCCGCCAAGGAGAAGAUGGUCUAGCCGAGCUGCCGGAGGAUAUCAAGAUGGCGGCUCUCGAGAUGCUCGUGCCUCAGGACAUCGAGAAUCACCUCGUCCUCAACAAGCAUCGGCUCGACACGUUCCAGGACAGUCUGAACGAGGUGAUGACGAUCGUGGAGGCUCGGACCGGCGUGAAGAUCAAGGAGCCGUCGAUUCGCGCGAGGGUUCAUCAUCCGGACGACAUGGACGUCGGGUCGUUCGGAGCCCCGAAGGGCAAAGGCAAAGGCAAGGGCAAGGACGGCAAGAGCAAAGGGAAAGGCAAGACUCAGGAUCCGAAGGGGAAGAGCAAAUCGACGAACGGAUCGUACUCAGCCGGUAGCCGCGGCGGCAAGGCCGGCGGCAAGGCUGCAGGCAGCCUGGAGGAGGAGCCUGAAGCGGAGGUCGCCGCUCUGGACAUGGGCAGCCUGGACUGCCUGGAGCUCGCCAGCGGCAGCGGCCGCGGCGUAGCGGCGGUCGAUCUCUCCCCCUUCGCGCAGGACGACUGGAUGAAGUUCAACUGGGACAGCGGUGCAGCUAUCUCAGCAUUCCCUCGGAGCUUCGCGCCGCCGACGGGAAUGAAGGGCAACGGCAGCACGUAUCGCACGGCCAGUGGUGAGCUCGUCCCGGACGAGGGCAGCUUGCAGCUCAAGGCGGAGGACGAGUACGGAGUGCUACGAGCGCUCAAGGGACGCGUGACGAACGUGCACAAGCCGUUGAUCUCGGUGGGGCAGGCAGCAGGAGCUGGACAGUGUUCAUUCCUGGGCCGCAAUGGCGGCUGGAUAUUCCACGAGAAGAGCCCAAUCGGCAAGCGCGUGGUAGGCAUGCUCGAGAAGGAGGCGAAGGCGGCGAAGCACCAGAUGCUGCCGGUCUAUCGCGAGCAGGGCGUCUACAACUUCUACCUCAAGAAGGGCCAACAUGGCUCGGUUGCUCCUCUCGAGGAGGGACUUUCGGCAAAGUCGAAGUCCGAGCUGGUGGAGCUCCUCAGCGGCAAGUCGAAGGAGGAGCUGCUGGAGAUCCUCGAGAAGACAGACGACGAGACAGCGGUGCCGGUGGUCUCGUCCGACUACGCCUUCAUGGGCCAGGACGACGCGGACACCAUGCCGAUGCUGGUCCUUAGGGAUCGGCGCUCGAAGAUGAUGGCGGCGACAUUCGUGGAGAAGAAGGGCGACGACGCCUACGCCAUCAAGUUCUUCGCACGCUUCUUGCGGAUCCUGGGCUACAGGAAGAUCGUCAACAAGUCCGACGGCGAGCCGGCGAUCCUGCUGGUCAAGAGGCGCGCGGUGGAGGAGGUUCCUGGCCUCGAGGCCAUUCCCCAGGAGUCGGCACCGGCCGAUCAUCAGGCCAAUGGGGAGAUUGAGGUCACGGUGCGCGAGAUCAAGAAGCAGGUGCGGGCGCUCAAGAUGGACCUGGAGUCCAAGCUGGGCGUCAAGGUGGAGGACAAGCACCCGGUGCUAGCGCACCUGCCGGAGCACGCCGCAUCGGUAAUCAACCGAUACCGGCGCGGCCAGGACGGCAAGACCGCUCUUCAGCGGCUCACGGGACGGCAGUGGAGGAAGCCGGUCCCGCUCUUCGGCGAACGCUUGAUGGCGCGGUUCGCCGGGGAGCGCGCGAGGAAGAACGCGCUGGAGGAGCAGAUGGUGGAGGCUCGCUACGUCGGCCACCACCCGCGCGACGGCUCGAUGAUGGUCAUCACGAGCGACGGCGUGAAGAAGGCGGUCGGCUUUCGCAGCCUGCCGCAGAGCGAGAAGUGGAUCACGGCGGGCUGGGAUGGCCUGAAGGGCCUGCCGUGGGACGUGGCUCCGCGUGCGGCAAGCGCGCCGCGGGCCAUCGUCGGACCUGGAGAGGUCGGUCCGCCACCAAUUGUGGUGGUGUCGCCGCAGCCGCAGGCGCCGAGGAGGAUGUACGUCCUCAAGGCGGACAUCGAGCGGCUGGGCGCAACGCCGGGAUGCCCAGGGUGCAUCUCGAUCGCUCGGCACGGCCGGGUGCUGGCUGGCCACGCGCACAACGCGGUGCGCAGCAAGAGGAUCUUCGAAGCGCUGGACGCGGAGGAGGCAGGCCGGGAGAGGACCGGCCAGUAUCGAGAGCGGAGGCAGGGCCAAGAGGCCAGAGUCCGACCAGCGGCAUCGGCCGCGGCAGGGACCCCUCCGCCGAAGACGGCUCGGAGGACCACCGAGUCGGCGGCAGCGGCGGCAGCGGCAUCGGCCGCGUCGGCCGCGACCCGCUCGGCAGCAGCGCCAGCCGUGGUAUCCACGGCGGCGCGCUUGCGCGAGAGCCAGCCGGUAGCGCCGGGCUUCGGCGUGGCGGCUCCUUCAGGAGGAGCGAGCUCCGGUUCGGGAGCGGCGCGAGCGGCAGAGGCCGCCGCGGAUGUCGACAUGACCGCGGCCAGGUCGCGGCUGAAGCGCUUGGCAGAGGUGGCCCCGGAUGACGUGCCGGAGGCCCUCGAGCGCGGUGAUCCACAGCCGGCAGACGUGCCGGUACCGGUGGACAUGGAGGAUCUCGCGGCGCAGCCGGCGCCAGCGGAAGGACCUCAGCUGCCAGAUGGAGUGGCAGUCGUGUGGAACGCCAGUGAGGGGAGGCACAUGCGGGUGUUCCACCUCGAUGUGGCGUCGAUCGAGCUGGUUGAGCUCGGAGUGCUGACGAGAGCGAAAGCGGAAUUACUCCCGCUCGUUCGUGAACAGGUCAGUGGCCAUUGGGCCAGCGCCGGCGUGGACAUCGCCGACGAGGAGGUGGACAGCAUCGCCCUAUCGGCGUUGCAGCUGGGCGCCGUGGACGUGGCCGAGGUGCAUUCGCCGCAUCGGUUCUCGGCUCGGGCAGCGGAAUUUCAGCUGCGCCCGGGUUUCGCGGCGGACCUGGAGGAACUCAAGGAGGACGGGACGCCGUGGGACUUGCGGCGCCCCGAAGAUGUCAAGGAGCUCGAGAAGCAGCAGGAGCGGAUGGAUCCCAUCCUGCUCACGGGGUCCCCUCCAUGCGAGAAGUUCAGCUCGCUGAGGGUCCUGAGCGCCAAGUUCAGGACCGAGGAGCAGGAGGCGGCUGAGAUGGAGGAGGCCAGACACCACCUGAAGGUGGCAGUCGACGCCUACUGGCGUCAGCUCAGGAAGCCAGGUAGGUACUUCCUGCAUGAGCAUCCCUGGAGCGCGCGAUCGUGGAAUGAGGACAUCGUCAAGGAGCUGGUCGCGCAUCCAGGAGUCUUCACGGUCAAAGGCCCCAUGUGUCGGUGGGGCAUGAAGCUCACGAACCCCCGCAAUGGCCAGGAGGAGUUCGUGCGCAAGGAGACCGGAUGGGUCACCAACCAUCCAGGCCUAGCCCGGAGGCUGCAGGGCACUUGCAGCAAUGUGGACGGCCGCACGGAAUGGCACCGCCACGUCGCGCUCGUGGGCGGCAUCGCGCGGUUCGCGAAGGUCUAUCCACCGAAGUUGGUGGAGGCGGUGCUGGAGGAGCUCAAGGACACGCUGAAGGACGUGGGAGAGCUCAGCACCGCCCAGGUGCAGCAGUCGGGCCCAGCCCCUGUGGAUGCGGCAGUGCCGCCCGGGGACUGGACGAGCUACUGGGACGACGUCAACGGCGGCUACCUGGAGGCGGGCCUUGUGGCCCAGGCUCGCGCGGUCGAGCGCGAGUGGGUCAAGAAGCAGGAGCUGAUCGAGAUCGUCCCGAGGUCUCAGGCUUUCGCCGAGACUGGGCGUCCGCCCAUCCCACUCAAGUGGGUCGAUACGAACAAGGGCGACGCGGAGAGGCCCAACUACAGGAGCAGGCUCGUCGUGAAGGAGAUCAAGGCGAAGAAGCGCCCUGACGAGCAGCUGGAGGCGUCCGAGGUCUUCUCGGCCAUGCCUCCUCUGGAGGCCAUGCGGUCGCUGGUCUCGCUGAUGGUCACGUGGACGCGGGAACCACCGCUCCACAUUCAGGAGUCGCUUCGCAAGAAGGGCAGGAAGCCGGGCAACUUCAAGAUCGGCUUCUUCGACAUCAGCAGGGCGCACUUCUACGGGAAGGCGCAGCGGAGGAUCUUCGUGGAGCUGGAGGAGGAGAGUCGCAAGGAGUACGGCGAGGACAAGUGCGGCCUACUCCUCAAGUCCUGGUACGGCACGCAGGACGCCAGCAAGAUCUGGCAGGGCGACUACACGGAGCUGCUGGAGGAAAACGGCGACAAGGCGGGCGUGUCGUGCCCAGCGGUCUUCUACAAGGAGGUGGACGAGACGAGGCUGCUGGGGCACGGCGACGACUUCGCGGUGCUGGCUCAGCAGCAGGACAUCGACAGCUUCGAGGCCACGCUGGGCAAGAAGUACGAGUUCAAGAAGACUGCGAACCUAGGCUUCGACGAGGGCGAUGACAAGCAGGCGGUCUUCCUGAACCGGGUCAUCGAGGUCAGUGCGGGAGUUCCGCCUGGCGGUGGCCGGCCCUGCCGGCAUGCGAUGAUCGAGCCGGAUAAGCGGCACGCGGAGAUCGUGAUCGACGAGUUGGGUCUCAGCAAGGCCAAUGGCGUGGAUACGCCGAUGGAGAAGCGCAGCGCUGACAAGCAGAUGAUGGAUGCGAAGUCGGCGGCGUUGGGAGCAGCGGAGGCUUCGCGCUUCCGAUCCCUCACCAUGAGGGUGGCCUACCUGUCUCAGGACAGGCUGGACUUGGCUGAGGCAUCGAAGACACUCGCCAGGUCCAUGCAGACGCCAACGGAGGCGAGUUGGCUCAUGCUCAAGAGGGUUGGCCGCUACCUCAAGCGGCAUCCUAGCACGGUGACGGUUUUCACGGAGCAGAAGAUGUUCGACAAGAUCCGGGUGUACGUGGGCGACCUCUCGAUCGCUGCAGUUCCUGGCAAGAACAAUGUCGCGGACGUGCUGACCAAGAGCGUGG
Molecule: messenger RNA, 5518 nt
Organism: Prorocentrum cordatum
Lineage: Eukaryota; Dinophyceae; Prorocentrales; Prorocentraceae
Source: the annotation of a GenBank genome assembly